GUGACAAUUUUUCGUCGGCAUCGUUUAUUUGAAUCGUAACAAAUAACAAUUUGAAAGUCAUAAUAAUGUCGUACAAUAAAUAUGGGACACGCAAUUCUAGCCGCUACAAUUUCCCGCGAUCAUUUGUGCCAGGAGGAGAGCUAUAUGACGAGCUGCUAGAUACCCCUGGCGCUGGCCUAAAGUCACAAGUUACUCACUAACUGUGCCAAGCCGUUACAUGUCCUUAAGCAAAUAUUGUAUGAGUUGUGUUGACUUGAAAGUUACCCAUCUCUUACUAUAUCUGACUUACCAAUGGCGCUGCUUACAAGCGAUGUUUGUGUUUUUUAUGUAUUUAAGAACAGCCUAUGGUGUGCAUGCCUGGACUCGGUGUAAGCCUCUUAGAGAGUGACUAAAGACUGAGAAAUCAUUAUGGUCACGAAGAAGCAGUUUCGUGAACGUACCGAGUUCUCUAGACUUAAUUAGUCAGUAAGCUGAUCUGGAUUCCUAAUAUGUGAAGACCUUCUGGAAUUGUAACUAACUAUUACACUACUGAUAGGUUUGAUUGAAUUUAUAUGAUGAUACAGUUUUAGUUGGUUUAGAUCAUAAAAGGAAUGUGGUGAAACAUGGCUAUCGUGCACUCAUUUUUACGUUAUGGAAGGUGUGUGAAUGUUUCCAAACUAUAUUGCUUAGUGUUCAAUUAAUUUCUUGCAAAUGUUUAUUAUCAUAAUGGAGCCUAUAACAUGGUCCAGUGAGAGGAUAGGUAUAUGUGUUAGUGUGUGUUUAUGUGAAUGUGAGUGCACAUAGCCAACUCAGCUAACUGAUGCCAGUUGAACUCGGGAAGACCGCAAGGCAACUAUGGCAACCACAUGGGACUGCCGCAACAGAUUCCGAAUGUUCAGUACAAUAAGCCCCCACCACUGAGUCAGACCUUCAACAAAGCGAAUACAGCAUCACUUCCUGCACCUGCACCACCGCAGCAACAGCAGCAGCAGCAGCAGCAGCAACAGCAACAGCAGCCACCACAGCAGAAGGAGCAGGAUACUGAGACAAAUCCUGUGGCAAUGGAUACGACUGCUGGAGAUGGUUCUCCUACCCGACCGCCCUGGAUGAAGUCCAAGCUACAAGGUGUGAAGAAGAUUUCGAACAAGGAACGUCGCAGGCGUCAGAACGAGAACCUGCGCCGCCUGCUGACGCCCAAGAACGCACUCAUGGUACUCAACGAGAUAAUGCCCGGGGAACAAGUUGCCAGUCAGUUCAAAGUGGAGGCGGUGCCCGGCGGCGCACAGUUCUACCGACCCAACGUGCACAGCUUCUGUGCUGACCUCACGCUGCACGGGAACAAUUACAAGGGAUACGGCGAGAACAAGCUGUCGGCGCGCAACGCGGCGGCGGAGCAGGCCAUCCGCGACCUCAUGCUGCAGCGCAUGGCGCGCCUGCUGGCCGACUCGCGCGACGGUACCGGCUCGAGCGCGGGCUCGGUGACGGGCUCGAGUACGGGGGGGGCGACGGGCGCCAAGGAGGGCGACGAGUCGCAGGAGGGGGACGGGGAGAGCGAGGAGGAGUCGCUGCCCAUGAUCCAGCUGGCGUCGUACGCGCUGCACAAGCUGUUCGCGGAGUGGGAGUACGAGGGCCACAAGGUGCCCAGCCUGCGGCCGGCGGGCGGCGCGGCGGACGGCGCGGCGGACGGCGCGGCGCCGGCGCGCGCGCUGCCGGCCGGCGCGGGCGCCAUGCACCCGUGCAUGCUGCUCACCUACAUGCGCUCGCAGCUCGAGUACCGCGAGCUGCCGCCCGAGGGCGACCGCCAGCACAACCUCGUGUUCACGAUGGCCAUCGACGUCGACGGCGCCACCUACGUCGGCCGCGCUCAAAACAAGAAGGAGGCGCGGAAGUUGGCGGCGAAGGCGGCCUGCGAGGCGUUGUUCGACGUGAAGUUUGAAAAUGUGUCCACCUAGACACUGAGUUUGUCUGCCUGAAACCAAUCUGUAGAGUUAAGCGACGCGAGCGCCCAGUAGAGACGACUGACCGAGUCGAACGGUGGUAGUAUUUCUUAUAAUGUGGACGGUGAUUUUGUAUCGGACAUCCAUUAUGAUAACGUAUGGUGUGCUAAUGCCAUUUUCUAAUUUGAUGAUUCAAUAAAUUAAAAUUGAUGGUUAAAUUAGAAAAUUAAUCAAUCGUUGGCUUGUUUCGCCACGUUUGACUAUAUGAACUACUACUACUACUACAACUUGAAAACAUAAUGCCAUUAGUUGCUACAAAAUUAUAUUUUAUCAACCCUCUCCCCCAGUUGCAAACUUUACUGAUUUUUCUUUUAAAUGUGUAAAAUGUAUUUUGUCUUCAUAUCUAAGCGACGAACAUCAUUUAAAGGCGCCGCCCACAUGUAAUUAAAGUAUUACGGCAUUACAGAUAAACUUUUCUUGGCGACUGUUUAGUUAAUCAUUGAUUUCGCUCUUUCUAUCAUUAUUGAUUUGUCAUUUGAAAGAAGCAGCUUUGAUUAACUAAUAACUCAAUAAACGACGUUUAUAAGUCCUUAUAACCUUAGUUUUUAAGUCUACAUCAGUAGGUUAAUUCAUAGACAUUUAUUUUUUUUUAACAUAUACAUGAGUGACAUAUGAAUGACAUAUACAUGAGUGACGUAUAUAUGAGUCAGUGACAUAGACAAAGAGGAGAAAUAGUAAAUCUAAGAAUAUUAUAAUAGUUUUGACAAAAUUAAAGGUUUAAGAAGCUAAUCAUCAUUCAUUUUUUGCGAGAACUUAUUUUGCAGUUUUUAAUUGUUACGUAAUUGAAUUUUAACAAAAAAAACAUACAUGUAAUUACAUUCUACGCAAUUUAAGUUGAGCGGUCUGAAAGUAGGCUCUCCGAGAUAUGAGACAUUAAGGUCAAUCGGCUAUUCAAGUAAUAGCACUAAUUUGGUGGUCGGGCUUAAUGUUUGUGGUAUUAAGUGUGGGUGAAUUUUCUUAUACUGCAAGCAUCUGACCGGUCAACAUAUAUCGCGCGUGUUGUAAUAUCAAUUGGCUAUCAAUUGAUAUAGAUUAUAAUCAAGUUUUUCUCCAUAUUAAUGUACAUGUGAGACGAUAAAUUUCUUUUCAUAACACACUGUUUUAAGAAGAUAAUUUGUGGUUUCUCUAAACUGCUAUUCAGCGGUUGAUUAGUAAGGAUAUCUUCCUACCUCCCAAUGAUAGCUCCACUACAGGAGAUUUAUAUACAAUAUAUUUUUUGUAUACAAAUAGCGUUAUAUAUACUUAUAAAGUACACGCACUCGCAAGAGUUUUACAGCAUUAUAUAAUUAUUCACUCAUUAAUCAUUUACAGGUAAAUAUGUUAAUAAAUUUAAUUUUAGCAAGAUGGUUAUUUUGUAUGAAAUCAAAUUGAAAAAUUGACGGAUUAACUUUAACGUGAGGCAGAUUAACAAUAUACAUUUUUGUAUGUAUAUUAAAAAAAAUAUAUUUUAUUCAAGAAAACAAAUCCAAAGAAUAUCGAAUCAUUUACUGGUUUAAAUGUAAAGCUACCGUUUUGGAAUGUAGAUUCUACCGAGGCGAACCGGGAGAACUCAGUAGUAACUCGUUUUAAUUAAUUAAGUAUGUUAUUUAUAUACAAUUAAAUCUAAAUAUCCUGCAAGAGUAUCAAGGAAUACUAUCUCGUAUUUUUUUUACAAUAAGAUUUUAUUGUUUCAAUUGGCAACGCUAAAUCAAAAAGAAGUUUCAUUAUAGAAACGAAUACAAACGAUUGGUUAUAAAAACAAUAAUCUAUAAUUUUGUCUUAUAUAUUCCAUUUGAAGCCAAAAAGUUUUACCGAAAACUCCCAAGGAGUGAAUCCUUCCGCAGUUGACAAAGAAUUUAUCCGAAAUACAAAGUAAAAAUAUGUUAGAAUUAUAUAUAAUAUUUCAAGCAAUAUGAUAUAUCAUUUCUUAUGUAAAUUCAUUAUAUACGUAAUUUAUAAUUCUUAUUUACGUAAUUUUUUUUUGUAGACUGUUGCAUCUUUUUUCAUCAUCAAUGAAAAACAAUAGAUAUUGUUACCUUUACUUUUUUAAACGCCGGUUAAUGUCAGAUUCAAUAAUUUGGCUUUAAUCUGUAUUGGUCGGUGGCAGCCGUAGACAGAGAAAAUAAUAGACCAAGGAGCCGUGAAACCGCGAUUGAGACAGAGAUAGUUUGUCAAUGUGUGCGUAUAAUGCUGUAGUAACAUAGUAACUGCAUUCCCUGUUUUGGGAAAUAAAUUAUUUAUAGGAUUUAAUUAAAACAAAACGAGGUUAUUAAAUUUUACUUUUUUAUAUUUAUUAUACAUUUUUUUAAUUAAAAUAUUUUUUUUGUUUUCCAUCUACACCCAAAAACCGUGGCAUUGUUUGUUUUUGUUUCUGUUAUCAAUAGUACUUCAGCAUCUUUAUAUGGACUGGUAUUGGAUUACCAUUCUCCUCAGAUGUUGAAAUCUAAAACGCUCAAUUAAAUUAUUAAUAAAGAAUGGUUGCCAUAUAUAUCUCUAUGUUCACCUCUUGAUUCUGAAUGUAAUAAUAUUAUUAUAUAUAUAUAUCC
Messenger RNA from Nymphalis io (European peacock), 4501 nucleotides. Its product is annotated as double-stranded RNA-specific editase B2-like. Bases 846 to 1931 code for a protein of 361 amino acids. The record is from RefSeq and is a predicted model, not a curated record. Gene Ontology annotation, cellular component: cytoplasm; nucleolus. Gene Ontology annotation, biological process: adenosine to inosine editing; RNA processing. Gene Ontology annotation, molecular function: double-stranded RNA binding; tRNA-specific adenosine deaminase activity; double-stranded RNA adenosine deaminase activity. The transcript is spliced from 10 exons. Lineage: Eukaryota; Metazoa; Arthropoda; Insecta; Lepidoptera; Nymphalidae.